This is a messenger RNA of Scophthalmus maximus (turbot), 397 nucleotides long. RefSeq lists its product as uncharacterized. The record is from RefSeq and is a predicted model, not a curated record. Lineage: Eukaryota; Metazoa; Chordata; Actinopteri; Pleuronectiformes; Scophthalmidae. The transcript is spliced from 2 exons. Gene Ontology annotation, cellular component: EKC/KEOPS complex. The coding region runs from base 36 to 314 and encodes 92 amino acids.
GUGCGCGAUGACGUCAGACAGCGGUCGACGUGAAGAUGUCCGGCAUGGCGCUGUCAGCUGAGCUACAGUUCCGAGAUGGACAGAGACGGAAAAUAUGCGUUCAAGUAGAAAAUAAACUGAGUUCUCUAAUCACCGGAAUAAACGAUCUGAUCGUGAACGUCUCACAGCUCCUCAGUGAGCUGGUGGAGCAGGAGAAGUCGCACGGAGACUGCGCAGUAGGUGAAGAAGAUGAGGUCAGCGAUGAAGAAGAUGAAGAGCGUGAGGAUCCCCCAGACUAUGAACUACAACCUUCAACUAAAAGAUUCAAACUGUGAAACACUGUUUACAUGUUUACUUAUGAUGUCAGCUGAUCAGUCCCAUGAGUAGAAACCAAAUAAACAGUUACAGGUUAAAUGUU